This is a messenger RNA of Lates calcarifer (barramundi perch), 632 nucleotides long. RefSeq names its product perforin-1-like. Bases 143 to 529 code for a protein of 128 amino acids. The transcript has 2 exons. The record is from RefSeq and is a predicted model, not a curated record. Lineage: Eukaryota; Metazoa; Chordata; Actinopteri; Centropomidae.
AUUGUGUAAUGCGGAGAGUGGAGCAGGUUUUAGGGAAGGGUUUUUUAUCAAACUGAUAUGAGCUCUGCUGGCCUUUAAAACAUGGACCAUCAGACGGAGAGGUGAGAAGCAGGGUAUCAAGACUACAGUGUCCUGUGAAGCCAUGGCCUCCAAUCUUCCUCUCCUCUUCCUGGUCUUGUGCAGUCUGAGUGUGGCUCAGUCCCAACUGAAGCUGUUUAAUAUCCGGGCCAGCGGUCUUCCCUCUGACUUGUUGGGAACCACAGAUGGCUAUGUCAAGGUGUUCUGUGGCUCAGCCACGCUGGGUUCAACAUCCAUCCGUCAAGACGAUGCCAACCCCUGGUGGGAGGAGGAGUUCUCCUACUUCAAGGCCCAGCAGAACAACAUACUGAGGCUGGAGGUGUAUGACAGUGAUGUUGUCUUUGAUGACCUGCUGGGAGUCUGCCAGCGUCAGAUCAAAGUGGGAACCCAUGAGCAUGACUGCUUCCUGGAGAAAGGUGGCACCCUCCAUUACACCUACACACUCGGCUGAUACAGUCAUUAGGCAUGUAUGGAUGUAUCCAACCUUCUGGUGCCACUGUCACACUUUUUCCAAGGCUGACAAUAAAAAAUAAACUUGUGUUGCAACAUCCAAA